AUGGCGUUGAAGAAGAAGAAGAAGAAGAACAGCGACAGAUAUGCAGACUUCACUUUUGUCAACAUAUCCCGGCCCGAUGACUCGAGACAAAGAAGCACCCAAAGAAUUGUUCGGCACCAUGUCAUGGCUCGUGUUGCCGAGUCACGGAAGAAGCCUCCAAGAUUCGUUACUCUGGCGGUGAGGCUACCUUCGGCGGAAGUCGAUAGCGUUGUCAUUGAAGACAACGAGGAAGCAUCUGCUCAUAGGGCAGGUCAAGACCUGCAUUGUUAUGAAGAGGUUCCUCGUUCGCUUCAUCCGUAUGCGUUGUUUCCUGUGGAAACAAAUGGUAGAGCCCGCCAAUUGAUCCAGUUCAUGCAAAUUGAGGGAGAGUACCUCUAUCGACCUUUCCGAAAUGAGUGGUUUACGAUGGCCGUCAUUGAUUGCACCGCGUUCUACCUCUCACUGGCAAAUGCAGCGUUAUUCUUCCAUCAGAUGACUGAACGCAGAGGUUGUGAGUACGGCGAUUUUGAGGAGUCCUCAAGGUACCUGAGCCUGUGUCUCAACCAAGUCGCCCAGAGGCUUGGGAGGGAGUCCCAUAAUAUCAGUCAGGGCGUCAUCACGACGGUUUUGGGGUUUCUCUGCCAUGAUUCUACCGUCGGCAGAUGGGAUCGCUACGCUGUCCAUAUGAAGGGUCUGGACAACAUCAUCCGCCUUCGAGGGGGCCUCCAGGCUCUGAACAGCAACACCGUCAUGUUCGCCUCCUGGUACGGGCAACCCGUGAACAAACUCCUCGCACGUAUUCGUAACGCCUCUGAGGGACUUGCGGAUACGGCAUUCGCCCUUGAAAAAGCUGCACAGCUGGCAGCGUUUGUGAAUGUUGAUAGGGGUAAUCCUCUGUUUUGGAAAGCUGGCGCCACCGCAGCGAACCGAAUUACACCUGUGCUCCAUUUUCUGCUUUCAUUACGACGGCCGACCGACGAAGAUUCGUAUAGCUAUCCCUUCUCGGAAGUGAUACUCCGCGAAGUAGUCAGACUCGCCUUACUCAUCUUGGUGGCCAGCGUAAAGCAAGCUUUUUCGCUCAUAGCAGACGAGCUCGCCAUACUGCAGCAGCGAUUUUCGGCUCUCGUCCCAAUGGCGCCUUGUAUCGACACGUCCUUUCCGGAACUCAGCCUUUGGGCUAUUAUUAUGGUCCAUUCAAUGCCAUCGAACCAAUCCCACAAACUGGACGCGAGAGCUACUGUCGACUUGAUGAGAGCCAUGGGGAUUAGCAGUGGCAAGUCUGCCAUUAACGUCGCGAAGGAUCUGAUCUGGAUCGACGAAUUGAUGGAAAUGAAAGUCCCAGAAAUCAUCCUCGAAAUUGACCACGCCUUGUGCUCCUCUGAGACAGAUCAGGGGACUAGAAUUUCAGCACGCUUCCUGGCGGACUUGAAGUGA
Molecule: messenger RNA, 1413 nt
Organism: Fonsecaea erecta
Lineage: Eukaryota; Fungi; Ascomycota; Eurotiomycetes; Chaetothyriales; Herpotrichiellaceae
Exons: 4
Coding region: 1-1413 (470 amino acids)
Source: RefSeq, a predicted model, not a curated record